ACGCAGCUCUAAAUGCCGCCCCGAGCCUCGCACUUCCAUGGUGACGAAUCCAAACCGGAGAUCGUCGGCGCUCUUUUCAAACCACUUUACCGCGGAAACGUGUCAACUCAGAGCCGAUGAUUGUCUGACUACCAGAGAAAUAUAUGCCACCCUAUAAUGAGGCUCGUGCAAGUCACCGGUCCAAGAAAAGGGAAGCUUACUGUCGGUGAUGUAGAGUUACGCUGGACGAGCUAACGCUAGCCACCAGGAAAGCACUUCCAGGUUAGGUUUAUAGCAGUCGCUGAGGUCGAUAUUGGCUGAUAUCAAGGUGCAUCCUGACAUCCCAACCAUGACCAGCAAUGCAGAAAGGAAGUUUCUCAAUUUGCGAAAACGUCUGGAUCAGCUGGGCUACCGGCAGCCACUGGGAAUUGAGUCGCUACCACUUGUGGAGAAACUCUUCAGUGACUUGGUCCACACCACUGAAAGUCUACGCAAUGCCAAACUGUCAGCAGGGAAGACUGAGAAAGAAAGCCGAAACGUUGACUCUCUUCUGGAGCCAUACAGGACAGAGAAUGCCCGAGUGAUCAGGGAAAACAAUGAGCUACACCUUGAGCUCCUGAAACUGAAGGAGGAGAAAGAUCGUGUCAUUGGAGAGCUCAAAACCCACAUCAGAAAACUGGACCACGAGACGACUGAUCUGAAGUUUUUAAAUAAUCAGUAUGUGCACAAGGUUCGCUGCCUGGAGAAGGAUAGCAAGGCCAAGUCUGAACGCAUCCAGCAGCUUCAGGAGAAGAACCUGCAAGCUGUUGUGCAGACACCAGGUGGAAAAAAGCGCAGUAUUCCUUUCAGACGGCAGAGAAUGCAGAUUGAUGAGCUUGUACCUCCGUCUUCUACAUCAGCGUAUCCUGUGCAGCAGCCUGAUGAUCCCUAUAUAGCGGACCUGCUGCAGCUGGCAGAUGGAAGAAUCCAGGAGUUACAUGAAGACAUCGUGAAAUUAAAACUAGACCUCGAAAAUGCUCAGGAAUUUGCAAAACGUUUAAAUACACAGGUGGAGGAGAGGGACAGAGAGAUUGACCGCCUGAAUCGCGCACUUUGUGGGGGGCGACCUCAUGAUGUAAUUUCCCUUGAAGCUCAGAACAUCAGCAAUGAAAAACUGAUCGCCCACCUUAACCUGCAGAUUGAUUACUUACAGGAGACCAACAGGACACUGGAGCAGAAAAUAGACGGACUGCGGCAGAAAAAACAGGAUGCCUCCACCGAAGUAGCCAAUCUGUCUUUAAAGAACCUGGAACUGUGUGAAGAGCUGACGCACAUCGACGAUCUCGCGAAGAGGAUGGAGAUGGACAAAGAGCGCGUGCUGGAAACGGCUGAUAUGGAGCUACAAGACACUAAAAAAGAAAUUCAAAGGCAGCAGAAAAUGAUCAAAGAUCUGGAGGAUAUUAUCACAAACACAAGAAGGGAGCAGUCUGAAAGUGACUUUGAAAAAGAUCGUCUGAGAGAUCAGCUGGUGGACCUCAAAGAGCAGAAUGAGAAGAUGGAGGGACUGGUGAAUUUCCUGGAGGAUGAGAAAACUAGGCUUCAGGACAAAGUGGAGAAAAUGGCGGCAGCCGACAAAGAUCUGGUGCUGGAGUUGGAGGCCAUGCGUGCAAAAUAUGGCGUUUGUGGAAGGGAACGCUCCCCAUCUCGUCUCGAUGCGUUUGUCAAGAGUCUAGAAGAGGAGAGGGAUUGCUAUCGCAAAGAAGCUGAGCGCUACAAAAGGGCCAGAGGAGCCGGUGCUCGUGACUUAAGCCCCAGUUCUAGUCCAAGUAGGGGCAGGAGUCCAGGGUCCAAAGUGGUCAGGGCAAGUGUUGCAGAAGCAGAGCUUCUUCAUGUAAUUAAGGAAAGAGAUGAGCUGAAGGUCGCUCUGGCGGACUUUGAGAAGCACUUGGAGGACAUUCAGAAUGAUGUGAAGGCCCUCAGCAAUGAGAGGGACCAUUUCAAAACCCUCUUUAAACAAGCUCAAGAUGACCUGAAGCUGGCCCGCAGAGGAGAUGUGUCGAGUAAUGUCAUGAAACUACAGGAGGAGAUAAAACGAACAGAAGCAAAACUCGAGCAGAUGACAACUGAAAGAGACACACUGAUGGAGAGGUUAAAGGUCACUCAGACUUCAGCUCUAACAGACAGACAAGGAGAGGAGAGGAGGAUUCUCGACCUUGUGAACACUGUUCAGAGUUUGGAACGGGAGAGACUGGACCUCCAAUCACAAGUACGCCUGCUGAAGGAGAGCAAGAAGGCUGCAGAGGAGGAGCUGAAGGUUCGGUCCGCUGCUCUGGUCCACAGUGCAGAGGAGGUCACGCAGCAGAAGGCUGAGUCUAACGCUCUGAGGCUGCUACAGGAGCAGAUGGAGAAGUCAUUGUCUGAUACUCAGCACAGGCUGUCUGUGAAGAUGAAUGAGCUGCAUGCCGCCCAUGUGCAGAUUGACAAACUUGAGGAGAAAAUGGGGGAGCUGAGUCAGCAGAGCUCCAAGCACAAGGAGGAAGUAGCCGUCCUUCAGAAGUCAAUCUCUGCCCUGGAUAAAGAAAAAGAUGCUCUGCAGGAUGAGGUGGACCAAAAGACUGAGAAACUGGUCGCUCUGCAGGAGGAACUAACCAACAAGGAAAAGACCCUUGAAGAUGUGAGACUCACAGUCACAAACAUGGACAGCUCAUUAGCUCAGCUGAAAGGAGCGUUAAACAGUCGCGAGAGGGAGCUGAGCAGCCUCCGGAGACAGCUGGAUGCGUCUCAGGAGGAGCUGGCUGCACUCAGGAGAGAGAGAGAAGUUACAAUCCGAGAGAACAGGAGACUGCAAGAUGACCUGGCCACAAUGACCAGAGAGAACCAAGCUGUACAUGUGGAAAUGGAAGAGGCUUUGCAUGAGAAGGAUGAGCUGAAGAUGAGGGUCCAUGCUUACAUUUCUGAAGUGGCCAGAAUAGAGAAACUUAUUACCUCAAAGGAGCAGGACAACAGGGAUUUGCUGGAGCGGUUCAGGUUGGCGCACAUCGAGAUGGAGGAGAGGCAGCAAAAGUUACUGCAGGCUGAAGGCCUGAGUAACUCCAUCCGCCUGGAGCUGCUCUCUUCAGACACAGAACGCAGACGCCUCCGAGACGCUGUCGGACAACAGGAGAAAGAAAUGCAGCAGCACACGCAGGCGCUCCAGGCUUAUGAGGCCCAAGUUUCCUCACUGGUUCGUGGGAUGUCCCGACUAGAGGAAGAGCUACAGAAAGCACAGGAAGAGAAGGCCGCUCUCCUCUCUGAUCUGGCUUCUGUUAGGGAGCUCUGCGUUAAACUGGACUCCGGCAAGGAACUCAUCGCACGUCAGCUCACCUCCAAAAGCAUGGACCUCGAGCGGGUCACGGGAGAACUGGAGGAUGUCCAGUCGGAGGCGGAGCUUCUCAAGAAGCAGCUAGCCAGCGAGAGGCUGACUGUGCGCAACCUCGAGACGUUACUCUCCACAAAUCGGCAAAAGGAGUUCCAAACGCAUCUGACGGUCAGCGAACGAGAGUCGGAGCUGAAACUGCUGCGUGACCGGCUCACCCUGGCUGAUAGCAAAACUGCAGAGCAUGCCAGGGAGGUGUCCCAGCUCCGUGGCAAGGCGUCUCAAUUGCAGACAGAGAUUGAUGUUCUGAAACGGCAGCUGACCUCUGAGCGCUUUGAACGUGAAAGGGCACUUCAGGAAAUGCGCAGACAGGGUCUGUCAUUCUCCACCCUGCAAACCUCAUCCUCCAUCAGUGCCUCCAGUAGCCCUCAUCACAUCUCCCCAGAACGCUCCAUCCUCCGAUCUCUUGAUCGCUCCACUGACAAACUGGCAGACAAGAGCGUGAGCUUCAAAGACUGACUGCCACAAAAAUAAAAUGAAGGAACCGACGAGCGAGUCAGAAACUAUUAGAAGCUUGUGAGUGACGUCUUGAGUCUGGACAUAAAAAGUGAAGGCCUCUGCAGACCUCAGCACAGUUAAACGUGCAGAGUACCUCAGCGAAACUGUAUUGCUCCGUUCAAUAAAAGUGUACCCAGGACUGAAAUAGGUGGUGGUGGUUGUGCACUAAAGGUAAAAACUGUUCUAACAUUUUUAAUUUCUGAAUUCUUUACUUGAACUGCAGAGUAUUUUGUACAGCCACUGAUUUUUAAAACAAACAAACAAAAAAAAAAAGUCAUGAAUUAGUCCCUGAAGUAAUUUUGUAUUUUGUUUGAUGUUCAUGUUUU
Archocentrus centrarchus (flier cichlid) is the source of this 4197-nucleotide messenger RNA. It is a transcript of the gene cep135, whose product is annotated as centrosomal protein 135. The record is from RefSeq and is a predicted model, not a curated record. The transcript is spliced from 26 exons. Bases 329 to 3832 code for a protein of 1167 amino acids. Lineage: Eukaryota; Metazoa; Chordata; Actinopteri; Cichliformes; Cichlidae.